CCUCAAUUACCACAUUUCAAGUUGCAAAUACCACAUAAACUGCCCCCAUUAUCAAAAUGUUGUAACGUUAUAUGAUUCGAAAUACUACGGAACCAAAACAAUAGACCCAAACGAUCGACCGCUAAGCAAAUUGACCAGACGUGUUGGUGUCUUACUCUAAUCAAAACUUUGCUUUUUCUAUUAUGUUUCUGGCUUGUUUUUACCAAACCUCUUUGCCCUGUCACUGUGGGUUUGCUUUUGCUCGCCUUUGUACAUUUAGAUAAGUACUGGUUUAACUUCUGGGUUUUCCAAAAGGAAUCUCCGGCAGUUACUAAUACUAAACUACCAUUCGCGAACCAGAGACAUUGAAAAACAAAAAUAGUAAUAUUGAAAGACAGAACACUGCGUUGUGUUGUGACGGAAAUUUACAGAGUAAUUAAUUUGUAAUUACUCGUAACCGACUAUUGUAUAGAGUAUCAAUCGGCACGAACAAAAAGGUGAAAAAAAGGACUCCAAUUGCUAUGAUCAUGGCGAUAUUGGAGCUAUAUUAUAAAUAUUGUACAUAUACCAUACGUCCAUUAUUCUCAUAAGCAAAAAUGAAAGCUAUGGCAGCAGCGACUAGAUCAUUAUUGGAGCUGUCCAUCUUUCUGCUGAUCACCGCCGCGGCAACCACCGCCGAAACCUACGAAGGCUACGACUCGGCCUCCGGCCGAUGCCGCGGGGGGAACGGUGGUGACAUGGAACUGGCAGGGCAGAUAAUGCGAUCCCUCGUCCACGAUUUGAUCGCGAAAUUGCCGCAUAGACAGCAGACGAACUACUGCAACGAGCUGACGCAUGAUGGUCUGAAGAUGUACGGCUACGCGGAGUGCCUCGGUCGGGACGAAAACGGAGACGCCAGCAUGGGAGCAUGCACCCACUGCUUGGAUAUGGUGGGUAAGGCACUGAUCGUCGGUUGUCGACUAACCGGCGCCGGCUCCUACACGGAUCUUCGCUCGUUUUGUUCUUUCAAUGUUGGAUACUCCUUCGAUGUUUGUCGCGAGGGGAGUUACUAGCUAGCUAGUAACUUUUUAUUUUUAUUUUUAUUUUCCCAUGUUUGUAGUCCUCCUCCUUUGGUUCUGUAAUAUUGGCUACUAGCUAGCUAGUCAGUGACGCUGACUAGCUAGCUAGCUAGACGGUUGAUGAUUAUGGGGAGGAAUGAAUGCAUCGUAUCCAAGCGAUGAUUUUACUUUCUCGAGUGAUGGUGGUUACUAUAUUAGAAAGUGAAUUUCUUGAUUUCAAGCAGAAUUAAAAUGUUUUGUGAUAUCGUUAGACAUUCAUGCAGUUAUUGAUUUUUGGGUUUGGAAAAUUUUUAGACGGAGCAUUAUGGGGUCCUUUGGAGAAUAUGAGUUUGAAUCUAUAGACUGUCAACAAUCUAAAGAUUCUAACUCUUCGGAUUGUUGAAAAUAGAUUUUAAAUUGUUUU
Messenger RNA from Linum trigynum, 1440 nucleotides. Lineage: Eukaryota; Viridiplantae; Streptophyta; Magnoliopsida; Malpighiales; Linaceae. The record is from the annotation of a GenBank genome assembly.